AUGGGUGGCGAUUCUGUGAAGAAGCAUCCUAUUCAAAAGGAUGACAAAACAUUCAGCGAGAAGCACAGGGGUCUGGUAUCUGGCUUAGAAAAGGCAUGCAGCUCUACUGAACCCGAGAGUAAGACAGCCUCGCAUGUUGUGCCGGUUGAGGACUGCAGCUGGAUUCGCGCUCAACCUGACUGGUUCCCCCAGCUCAACAGGUGGAUUGACAACGCCAGCAGACGAUUGUCCGCCGACCUGUCUAUUAUGCCCCAUAACUUCUUUACCCUCCAGGUGAGUAUUUUGUUUACUAAUGUUUGAGAUGGUGUUCUUACAUUCGUGGUCUGUCAAAUCUGCACUGCUAAAUCUACCUCUCACCCUCAGCCACUUGAUAUCUGCGACGCGGGUGCGCCCUCCGUCUUCAGUUUUGUUGAUCGGCACCUGGAGGGUCUUCGUCGUGAGAUGGAGGAGUCUAUCAAGGCCAUGGGUGUGGGAGCCACUGGCGAGAUUGCAGCGCCAACGGGUGACGCCGCCGGCGAGCUCGGCUACUUGACAGAUGCAUAUGAGCCCGGCAAGGAUGGUCAUGUAAGUGCCCUACUCAUGGGUUUUGUCUGACCAACCCUGUUUUUUGCAGCUCUACUUCAAGACCCGGUAUAAUGUCCAAGACUUCAAGCCGGAGGACGUUGAGGUAACCACGCGAGGCAACUGCUUGGUUGUGCAUGGUAAGAAGAAGGAGGACCUGCCUGAUGGCGGAGUACGCACUCGCGAAUUCUGUCGUUCGGUAGUUGUUCCUGACAAAGUGAACAAGGACGACUUCCACGCUACCCUAACAUCUGUGAGUGAAUGACCUCUACCCUCCGGGGGGGGGGGGGGCUGGGUUGGGGGUUUCUUGUUGAGUGCCUUUCUACAACGGAUCUUUUGUUUCGUAGGACGGUGUGCUGGUUGUGGAGGCGCCAGUCAAAGAACCCGACUACAGCGUCUACAAGUUUGACGAUGAUCGUAAGCUUUGUGUGGCUGCCAAACCGCAUGAGGAGGCACCAGCGGGAAUGGAGCUCGCUGUCACUGGUAGGUAUCUACGCCUUCUGGCUGGUCCAGUUUUUUUUUGUCUCCCCCCUCUUGCCACUUAUUCAUUGGUGGUGUUUCUCCUGUGCAGGCAAGGACGGUGCCGUAGUGGUGGGUGAUGGGGACCACAGGAAGCUGCAUUUGGAGGUGCCUGUGGAUUCGCACUUGGAUCCGAAGGAUAUCACCAUCAGGAUGAAUGCCAACAGCGUGCGUAUUAGUGGCAGUCAUGCUACAAAGCAUGAAGAGAAGACCGUCGAUGGUCACGUCCACAGCUCUGAGACUGCGCAUUUCUCCAGGACCUAUGCUAUCCCCCAAACUAUUGACACCUGCUCAGCAACUGCGGUUCUGAAGGACAAUCGUCUUGUGUUGGAGGCUCCACUCCUGAAAUUCUGA
Messenger RNA from Spirometra erinaceieuropaei, 1434 nucleotides. NCBI's taxonomy places the organism in Eukaryota, Metazoa, Platyhelminthes, Cestoda, Diphyllobothriidea, Diphyllobothriidae. The record is from the annotation of a GenBank genome assembly.